Messenger RNA from Biomphalaria glabrata, 1693 nucleotides. RefSeq names its product coiled-coil domain-containing protein 25-like. The transcript is spliced from 9 exons. The record is from RefSeq and is a predicted model, not a curated record. The coding region runs from base 72 to 698 and encodes 208 amino acids. NCBI's taxonomy places the organism in Eukaryota, Metazoa, Mollusca, Gastropoda, Planorbidae.
AUUUUUUCUUUUUAAUAACUUCAUUCAGUUUCCGGUUUUCGUAAUCGACUGUUUACUUUCAAAACAAGAGUAUGGUGUUUUAUUUUAUUAGCAAUGUGGUUUCACCGCCAUAUACUUUGUAUAUGGGCUUUGAUAAAAAUGAAAAUGAAGAAUUAAUACGAUGGGGAUGGCCAGAGGAUGUUUGGUUUCAUGUUGAUAAAUUGUCAUCUGCUCACGUAUACCUCAGGCUACACCCAGGAGAAACUAUAGACGACAUUCCUCAAGCUGUUAUAGAUGACUGUGUACAACUUGUUAAAGCCAACAGCAUUCAAGGCAACAAGCAAAAUAACCUAGAUGUAGUCUACACCAUGUGGGCUAAUUUGAAAAAGACUGCAAGCAUGGACGUUGGUCAAGUAGGCUUUCAUAAAGAAAAAGAUGUUAAGAAGGUGAGAGUAGAAAAGAGAAUUAAUGAAAUUGUCAAUCGACUGAAUAAAACCAAAACAGAAGAGCAGCCAGACUUCAGGGCACUUAGAGAGGAACGGGAUAAGAAGGAAAGAGAAGAUCAGCGCAGGUUACAGCAGGAACAGAAGUUGAAAGAAAAAGAAGAAGAAAAAAGGAAACAAGAACAGGCUGAAAUAAGGUCUUAUGGUACAUAUAUGAAAAGUGAGAAUAUGCAGUCGAAUAGGGAUUAUGACGGGUCAGACGAUGAUUUCAUGUAAAUUUCUGCCACAUUUUCAAUGUACCUGUUCAUUUGCUGCUAAACAACCAAAAUGAGCUCUUCUGUUUAUGAAGUUGAUAAGAAGAUUUUCAUAUGUAACAUUGCAUCUAUUCUAUAAGAGAAUUUGUAAUGAUACCAUGUUGUGGAUUGUGUAACACACUGCAAAAGAUUUUCACAAAUAAAAUUGUUAAUAAUAGUAAUCAGCUCUCAUAGCAAAAAUACAUCUCCUUUCUCUAUGGCUUUGUCAACACUGAAGGAAAACUGAAACCACAUUCAAUAUAGUUGCAAACUAAUUCAAUUGACAGCCUAAUAUCUAAUUAUAGAAGGAUAAGUCUGGUUUUACCUAUUAAGAUAUUCAUUUGAGAUUGCAAACCUAAUGCCUUUUUAACCUUAUGUUCAAUAGUGCAGAAAAAAAAAUCAUCAGUUAAUUAUUUUAUAAAUUAGAUAAUUAGACAUGCCGCAGAUGUUAUUUAUUAUAAGAUCUAGAUGUCAGCAAUGUUUUAAUUUUAUUUUAAAUAACUCACUUUGACAAUGAGAAGAAUCAUUUGCUGAUUUUUGUGUACUAGUAGAAAUAUAUAACCUUAAUAGUAUAAGGUAAAAACUUAGCCAAAACAACUUAAGUAAAAAGGUUUUAACAUACUGUAUGGCUGAAGAAUAUUCCUGCCAAGUCUCAUCAAGAAUAGCUAGAUUUUAAUUUCUAUAAGCAACUUGCAUAAAUACACCUUGCAAUUUAAUUAUUAGACAUGCAUACUGUAAUAGGCGUGAAUUUGAUGGAAAAUAGCCUAUAAAUGUAGUCAAGAGUUGUCUAUUGAAAACACUUCUUCAUAUGAAUUUUGACUGAAACAUUUGAAGUUGUUUAUGUUAAAAUGGAAUAUAAUUUUGAAUCAUUUUCUGACUUACUGAGGAAUUUGGUAUUGUAUAGUUUUUGAAUGACAGAUGCAGCUUUUUAUUAAUGUCUAUGACAUAAUUAUAAUGUAAAUAAAUGAUUAUACCCUU